This is a messenger RNA of Monomorium pharaonis (pharaoh ant), 6898 nucleotides long. RefSeq names its product protein ECT2 (gene pbl). Bases 465 to 3059 code for a protein of 864 amino acids. Gene Ontology annotation, cellular component: cell cortex; nucleus. Gene Ontology annotation, molecular function: guanyl-nucleotide exchange factor activity; GTPase activator activity. The record is from RefSeq and is a predicted model, not a curated record. Gene Ontology annotation, biological process: regulation of cytokinesis, actomyosin contractile ring assembly; intracellular signal transduction; mitotic cytokinesis. Lineage: Eukaryota; Metazoa; Arthropoda; Insecta; Hymenoptera; Formicidae. The transcript has 16 exons.
GGAGUAGCGCGCGAGAGAGACAACGCGAGAGUUUCGGCGGACGGCGAUCUCAACGAAUAGGCCCAGGGUAGUGGGGGUAGAUUCGUAGAUUGUGGACAACAGGGAACGUGCGUGGUGGGAACAGGAGGGAAGGACGAGGCCAAGUCGUGGUUGACUAGUGCUGUUGGUCGCCGAUGGUCGCCGUCGACGCGGCUGGUUGUGCUUGUGCGAUUUCGGGAAAAGCAGUAAUUCGAGGUAGCGUGCGUGCUCGGGCGAGUUUGUGCGAGUGACGUUUUCAUGUUGGGCACGAGAGUGGUGCGGAGGACCUCACGGCUAUUGCCUGCACGACAGGCAUAUUAAAUGAUCGCCGACGGGAGACGGACAAGUGUCGUUGUACGUCGGAGACGGGAAGACACGCUCGGCAAGAUUUGCGCAUCGUACAAAAAGGCGAGCGGGCCGAUGUUGUAACGUACCAGGGUGCCAAGAUGGAAGAGCGUAGCGUCCACAGUAGUAUCGGCGAUAUAAAUAGUGCGGAGGUGACCAAAACCUUAAUAAUACCACGUAAGAAGAGGAUAUGCCUAAUUGGUACAGCGUGUAAUGAUCCUGCACUUAAUGCCGCUGCUCAACAAUUCAAAGUGCCUGUACUUAAAUCUGAAACUGGCAUGGAAUAUAUUGAUGACACUACAUACAAUACUUACUUUGUACUCAAACAAUUUGAAGGGCCCGAAUAUGAUGUGUUAUGCAAAAGUGCUCAUAGAGUACUGGGCCCUACGGCUUUACUACAACUGGCAGAAAAGAAUGAAUCUUUACCUAGUAUCAAACGACCAAUGUACACGCAAGCUAUGGUAGGCACGGUAGUGGUAUUUAGCGGUUUUCGGACCAUAGAGGAUGAACUGCGCAAGUUAGCUAAUAUGAUUCUUAGUAUGGGAGGUAGCAUCCGAAAGGAGAUGGGUAUAAAGGUGACGCAUCUUAUUGCAAAUCAUUGCAGUGGAGAGAAGUAUAGAUACGCUGACACAUUUGGAUUGCCUAUCAUGUCGAUAGAAUGGGUGAUAGCAUUAUGGAAUGCAAAAGAUGAUAUCUCCAUGUAUGCGAACAAAGAGGAAUUGAUAGCAACUUACAAGCUGAAGCCAUUUUAUGGAGCAAAAGUAUGUUUCUCUGGUUUUCCCGAAGAAGAAAAGAGACAUAUGUGUGAGAUUUUGGAGCAACAGGGUGGUGAAGCUACUGAAAUUGACGAUCCAAAUUGCACUCAUGUCGUCGUGGACGAAUCCAAUGUAAAUGUAUUACCAAAUUUAGUUUCAGUAUCUGCUUUUAUAGUUAAAACUGGAUGGUUUUGGACAUCUGUACAAAAUGAAGCAGCCGCUGAUGAGAAAGAGUAUUUAUUUGAACAUUAUCUAGAAACAGUUCUGUCCCCUACUGCUACGGGUAGGCGAGAUAGUCAACAGAUCAUACCGCAGAAUGUGACAUUGUCAAAGCACCCAUGGUUGGGUGGGCCAUUAACUAAUUUAUUACAAAAUGGAGCGGAUUCACCAGCCAGUGUCAGUGGAAGCUUUCUGGACUGCACAGCAAGUCCAGAAAAAUUAUUAGAUGAAGUAGAGACUGUUGAGAAACAUUUACCCGCUAAAGAAAACUUAUCACAACGUCAUAAAGUGUUUCUCGAAUUGGUUCAAACUGAGGAAAAUUACGUAGGGAUUCUCAAUACAAUUAUGAUGUUAUUUAAAUUGCCACUAGAAAAUCUUAUAGGCAAAAGUGGAAAAGAGUUGCUGAAUAGCACGGAAGUAAAAAUUAUAUUUGGCAAUUUUCCACCGAUAUAUGAUGUCCAUAAGCAAUUACUAGAGGCUUUGCACUGUAGUGCCGCUCAUUGGACGGAGGAUAUUAGCAUCGGAGAAAUUUUUCUCAAGUUUGAGCCCGAUUUAGUCAAAGCAUAUCCUCCAUAUGUCAACUUUUUUGAAAAUACAAAACAAAUGUUGGAGGAGUGUGACCAAAAUAAGCCACGGUUUCAUGCUUUUCUGAAAAAUUGUCAGACGAUACCAGAAUGCGGUAGACAAAGUUUAAAAGAACUAUUAAUUAAACCAAUACAAAGGUUACCUAGUAUUAGUUUAUUAUUAAGCGAUAUUCUUAAACACACGGACAAAAGUAAUCCAGACUAUAAUGCACUUGAAGCUUCUAUUAGCUGUAUUAAAAAAGUGAUGACAUAUAUAAACGAGGACAAAAGGAAAACCGAACGUCAGUUAGCAAUGUUUGAUAUCUUUAAUGAGAUUGAUAAUUGUCCGCCGCAUUUAGUUUCCUCGCAUAGAUCGUUUAUUAGUAAAUGUGAUGUAAUGGAAGUUACGGAAGAUCUUAGUGGACGAGGUGAUCAUUUAGUAUUGUUCCUAUUCACCGACACUCUUGAAAUAUGCAAGAAAAGAUCGAAAGCUUUUAAUUCGUUAAAGAGUCCUAAUACUAUAAACGGCUUGCAAUCAAUUAAGCUAAGCCAAGGAAAGCCAUAUAAGCAUAUCAAAAUGUUGUCACUAAGUACCAUAAGGAAAGUUGUGGAUAUACGAGAAACUGAUCAAUAUCACAAAGUAUUUGCGCUCGUGGUACGAGGCACUCAAGAACUAAAGGAAAAAUUGUUUUCGUUUAUAAUUACUGAUGAAGAAGUAAACAAAACGAAUUACUUACAGACUUUGUGUAGGCAAAUGGCUCUUGCUGUUCGUGUAGCUGAUGCCGAUACGUUACUCAUUAGAUAUGAUUCACAUCAGCUUAAAGUUGGUACUAGCGAAGUAGCAUCGGGUACAUUAAAGAAAACAAUUAAGAGCCUAUUUCAUAAUUUUUACCUGGAGUAUAUGGACCCGUAUGUCUUCCUACUCAAUAGCAUGUGUGAAACCACGUUACAUGUCCCACUACCGUUUGCAUCUCGUACAAGAGCAAAAGUCGGCCGAGCUUUUAGUUUUAAUAAAACGCCAAGCAAACUAAAUAGAGCGAUGUCCACGAUUAUGUCUCCAUUUGCAGGAACACAAACUCUUCCGCCAACAAAUCAACAAAUAGUUCAGAUGCGGUUAGGUAGUUGCAACAAUAUCAGUUCAAUGGAUGAACUAUAUUAAGGAUUUCAAGAGUUGGAUAAUGGCAGUUCAAGUUCUCCAAAUAAAGAAGAUGUUCUAGUAGCGCCGAUGUCGGAUCAGCCAACUCGAAAGGCUCUCAGUAUGGCUUCGUUGCGAAGGUUGUAAUUAGUAUUCUAGAGGUCAUACUUCUUUUUGCUACAAUCGUUUAGUAUUCUGAACAAAGAGACGUGCAUUUUUAACAACCUAUUGUGGUAUGUUAAACUAAUAUACAUUGUCUAUAGUGAUUAAGACAUUAAUUAUAUACAACGAUCCGAAGAUAUGCUAUAACUAUUUUUACCCAUCACAGUUCUGUUUCAAAUAAUUACUUCAUUUCUCGUCAUUACUGUUUUUAUAAUAGAGUUCAGUACAAUUUUUUAAAUGUCACCUUAUUCUCGGAUGCAUCAUUAUAAAAAAAUAUGAUAUUACUGUUAUUAGUGCCAAUAAUGCCUAGUUAUUGUUAUAUUACUAUUAUUAACAUCAUUUAUUUAUUUUAUGUAUUAUCUCUUGUAAUUAUUGUAUAUGCCUUCUUAGCGCACGUAUUCGUCGAUAAGAUAAAGAACCAUUUUUAAUAUAAAUUCAAUUCACUCUUCACGUCGAGUCAAUUAAAUUAUUCUAAGAAAUAUAUCGUCAAAUUAUAUUAAUUUGAAGAUAUUUUUUCUAAUCGUUAUUUUAACGACAAACAAAGCCAGACUUAUAUCAAUAGACACUGCAGGCAUGUGCAAAAUUUUUCUUAAUAAAUGUAGCAACAAUUCAUUUAAAAAAACAUUAAUGUCUCAUUAAUUAAUAUGUCCCAUUGCAUUUGCAAUCUCAAUAGACGCCAAAAAAAUAGACAAAGCAUUUGUUUGAGAAUGAAUUAGGUAAGAAUGUUAAGAUAUAAUCACAGCAUGAAGUGAACAUAUCCUCCAACUAAUAAAAAUAAUAGCUUUUAUGUUUUUGACAUCAAAAUGUUCUACAAUUUUAACAUUUUACUUACUGUACUUUUCAUUUCUGUUUUUCUACUCAUUAGAAUUUGUUCAGCGGACAUCAUACAAAGGAGGUCUGAUCUUUGAGCUAUAAAAAAUUUACAUGUGACUUUAUUCUCCUUUGAUCGUUUAUCAGCAAAGAUACUGGUGCCGUGUAGGGGUUUGUUAAUAAGACUCUAAAAUGUUAUUUAUAUUUCAAAUGGAGUUAAGUCUUGGAAGAAAGUCUGGCAUAUGUUUGUGAAAAAUGUUCAAAUUCGAAAAUGAAAGCAUGUUAAAUUCUAAUAAUUACAAAUGCAUACUUGUUAUGUGCCAAUAUAGCCAAUAUACUAAAUAACAAAGACAUUGCCAACUGUUACAAAUUUAAUAAGUUUGCUUAGGUAAUAUUAUACUUCAAUGACCUGUGAUUUGAUUGGGUUUAUCACGAGGAGAGACAAUGCAAUUUACUAAUAUUUUAUACGUCCAAAAUUUAUUAAAAGUAAUCGCACAAAAGAAAUUCCACAAUUUUGUAAUGUCAAUGUGGAAUUGAAGUAAGAUAACAAAUUCAUAAAAUCUGUAUUAUUUCAUAAAUGUUUAUACAAUUUUGUAUCUUUAUACUCUUCAUAAUUCUGUAUAAUUCGCUGUAUCAGGUAAAAAUGAAGAAUUGCCAAUGUUAAAAAUAUUAUUGGAAAUAAGGACUUGAACAACAUUGCUUAUUUCUGUACGAUUAAUUACGUAAUGGUAAGAUAUGAUAGAGAAAAAUAAUAGAGAGCUAGAUACAAUAACAUUCUUUAAUAUGCAAACUAUAUCCUUGCUUUAGAGUUCUCUAUGCUCUCUAUUUGAUAAUUAUUUACUUCUGUUAUAACUUUAAAUUAAAAAAAUCAAUUUGCUUAAUCACAAGUUUGCAUAAAUUGUAAUACACAUAUAAAUAAAAAUAACGAAAAGCUGUCGACAACUUGCUUUUUUAUAGUAUCAUUUCAAUGCCAGUUUCGAUGUUUGUGAGAUCUUUCUAAUUGCACAUGCUUUAAAACAUCAAUUAAUUCAGCCGGAAUUAAGUACUUGACUGAAGAAAUACAUUGCGUGUAAAUAAAAUUAUAUACGAAACUACAAUACAUAUUAUAAAAUAAAUAUAAAAUAAUCAUGAUCGAGAUAAACUUUUUAAAAUUUAAUGUGAAAUAUUAAUUUGAAAAUUGCAGAUAUCCAUCAUCGUAAUUUCACAACACUCUCAACGAGUAUUUUAUUUCUUAUAUAUAUUAUUUUGUUAUUAUUUGAUUUCGUGCAACAUUAAUAGUUAUAACAUUAAGAGUUGCAGAACUUGCGUUACUUGAUAUAGUAACAUCUUGCCAUUAUAACUUUGUUCAUAAAAUUAAAGACAGGUCAUAUAUGCGUAGAUUUUAUGUAUGCAACAAUACAUUAUAUUGUAAAUGCGAAUACAUAAAUGUUUCAUUUGGCCACGAUUGUAUGUUUCGAUUCUGUAUAUUAGCAUUUUCUUGAUAGUCGAUUGUUUAAAGAUUAACUAAAGUUUAUUUUUUGACGCCUUUAAAGUAAAAUAAAGAACUAAAUGUUUAGUUUAAUUGCAAAAUGAUCGAUUAUUAAAUGUAGUUGGCGAAAAAAUCUUAUAGGCACAGAAUAAUUUCUUCUCCUAUGUGGUCUUUUCUAGUCUUUACUCAAUCAAUAUAAUAUGAUUCUUUUAUCUGUUUUUUACAGAUACCAGUACCAUUUCUAAAGUUAAAGUUCUAAAUUAAAUAACAGCUGAAAGAGACUCUAGCUUUAAUUUUACAAAUAUUUUACAUUAUAUGAACACUUAAUUUUUUACAAGUACUACCAUAUGUGUCACAAGAGAAGUUCGAAAAUAUGUAUCAGUAUUUUUUUUUAUCUAUUGCAUGUAUAUAUUGAUUGAUUAAAGAAAAUUAGCAUAGAUUAUAAAAGACUGUCAAGAAAGUGAAGAAAGUAUUUCGAUCACUGCUUAUAAGAGUUUAUACAGAUUUAUAUUGCCGAUUAUAUUCUCUCGUCAUCUUAUGAUAAACAUAAUUAGUGCCUUGAGUAUGAUAAUGAGUACGAAUAAAACUUGUAUUGUAUGAUGAAAUGUAUACAAUACUUUGUAUAUGUGCCUGAUUCACAAAAGAGAUAAAUAGAGAGACAUAACUUUCUCUCGAUUUUAUCUCGAAUAAUAUUUUGUACCUCCUGAUUUAGAUUAUUUAUUAGAUUCUGCUCUGUCUUGUUUCAAACCAGUGAGAACUUAUUAUAUCUUAUACUUUUUAAUAACAAGGUAUAUCUUGCGCGUUGUAACGAAAACGUAAUUUUUAAAAUGUCUGCGUGCAUACUCGAGAUAAACACACUACCUAUUUAUAAUAAUAAGUAAUAUUAACUUUAUAAAAGCUGUUAAGUAGUGAUACGAAUCGCAGGACAAAUAAAAUUUUUACAUAUCAAUUUUUAUCAGUUUAAUCUGAUACCGCAUAGUUGGUUUGACAUAUUAUAAAAAACGUAAAUCUUUAAUAAUUGCUGCAAUUUUUCAAUGUAAGAGUUGAUAUAAGAUAUACUACUAUUCUCGCGAGUCCUCCUGUGACACGUAGAAAGUUCGGAAUAUCUGUUCGGACACCUGUCUUGUGCGUAUUUUCCAAUCUCCCCUGUGAAAAAAAUGAACUGGUCAACUCGCAUCGGAACGCGUCGACCAUUUUUCAGGCCUAAUUGAUUUACUUCUCAUAUCUUUCAUUUUCCUUUACUACAUUUCCUUUACAGAUUAAAUGACGAGAUAGUAUGAGAGCGUGGUAAUAUGCCAAAACAAGUGUCCUUGAUUUAGGUGCAUUGUAAAUAGUAAUGUUAAGUAUAUCUCAGAAAUAAUGUAAUGUAGAGAACAUUUUUUUACUAUACACCUAAAAUUAUAUAUCGUCUUACAAUUCUCGC